Messenger RNA from Corylus avellana, 456 nucleotides. NCBI's taxonomy places the organism in Eukaryota, Viridiplantae, Streptophyta, Magnoliopsida, Fagales, Betulaceae. The record is from RefSeq and is a predicted model, not a curated record.
AUGGGUUCUAUCCUAGAAUGCCAUAAGGCAAAAGAAUUCAUUCAAGCCGUUGAGGAACAAUUUGUGAGUUCCGAUAAGGCCUUAGCCAGCACCCUGAUGAAAAAGCUUUCAAGCAAAACCUUCGACAAUUCCAGAAGUGUGCGAGAGCACAUUAUGAAAAUGAAGGACAUGUCUGCUCAACUGAAGUCCCUAGAGGUGGAUAUAUCUGAGUCAUUUUUGGUCCAUUUCAUCUUGAACUCUCUUCCUUCUAAAUAUACUCAUUUUAAGAUCUCUUAUAACACACAUAAGGAUAAAUGGUCAGCAAAUGAACUUCUGAGCAUGUGUGUUCAAGAAGAGGAGAGGUUAAAACAUGAGAUGCCACAAAGUGUUCACAUGGCUACUCAUGAUAAAGAAAGGACCAAGAGAGGCAAGAAUGCCCCACAUUUCAAGAAAGAGAACAAGUUGUCGAUCAAGUAA